This is a messenger RNA of Funneliformis caledonium, 272 nucleotides long. NCBI's taxonomy places the organism in Eukaryota, Fungi, Glomeromycota, Glomeromycetes, Glomerales, Glomeraceae. The record is from the annotation of a GenBank genome assembly.
CUUAUUAUCUUGCUUUUGGGAAUCAUGGACCAAGAGAAGAAUUUGGUCGGACUGGGACAACUAGUAAAAUAAUUGCAGGAAUUAGCGUAGUGAUGCUUGUUAGUUCAGGACUUUUUUAUUUGACUAAAGUAGCUGUAACCGACAAACCAAGAACUCUUAACAAAGAAUGGGAAGAAGCCACUAAUGAACGUAUGAUUAAACAAAGAUCAGAUCCUAUAUCUGGUAUCUCUUCUGAAGGAUACAAAGGUAAAGGAUAUGUUGUUUCUGAAUAA